Phycodurus eques (leafy seadragon) is the source of this 4906-nucleotide messenger RNA. Its product is annotated as sodium-coupled neutral amino acid transporter 3-like. The coding region runs from base 322 to 1893 and encodes 523 amino acids. Lineage: Eukaryota; Metazoa; Chordata; Actinopteri; Syngnathiformes; Syngnathidae. The transcript has 17 exons. Gene Ontology annotation, molecular function: L-histidine transmembrane transporter activity; L-glutamine transmembrane transporter activity; L-asparagine transmembrane transporter activity. The record is from RefSeq and is a predicted model, not a curated record. Gene Ontology annotation, biological process: histidine transport; amino acid transmembrane transport; asparagine transport.
UGUGUUAGGGGUAGGGGGGUCAACAUCAACGUCCCCAACAAUCAUUUUGAUUGGAGUCGCCGCCGUGCUUCACAUCCCACUUCGGAGGAGAUUAGCGUCCACAAUAGAGCCAGGGGGAGGUAAAACACAAGACAUUGACGGAGGGGGGCGGCGGCGGACGACAAGCAAGCGACCCCUCCAUCUCGUGCGGAGGUAUUCGAGAGUUGGAGGACGCGUUGAUUUCUCCGAUCCCCGGUGGGAAAUAAACAGCGUAUUCUCCUUGCACAAAGAUACAACUGAAGCCAGUUUUCCUUUCAUAGCCACCAAGGCAGCAGAGAAGACAUGAGUGAGGACAAGCCAGCCGAGGGCGCGGAGACGGCCCCCUCUGAGAUGAAUGCCAUUCCUAAUGGGAAAGGUCACGAUGUGGUAGAUGAGAUGACUGCAUCGUCCAAAACAUCACCUGUGGAUGAUGGGCCAACGGAAACAGUACCCAACAGUGUCCAGAAUGUUAGUCCUAACCCAACUGAGAACACAGAGGCCAACCAGCCGGAAGGUCAGGAGUUCUUAUCAGGUGCCGACAACAGCAAAACAACACGAUUUACUGAUUUUGAGGGAAAAACAUCAUUUGGGAUGUCCAUCUUCAACCUGGGCAACGCCAUCAUGGGAAGUGGCAUCCUUGGACUGGCAUACGCAAUGGCCAACACAGGAGUCGUUCUCUUUUUGGUUCUCCUAACAGUGGUGGCUGCCCUUUCAUCAUAUUCCAUUCAUUUACUGCUCAAGUCUUCUGGUAUUGUAGGCAUCCGUGCUUAUGAGCAGCUUGGCUACAGGGCUUUUGGCACCCCUGGCAAGAUGGCGGCAGGUAUCGCCAUCACACUGCAGAACAUUGGAGCCAUGUCCAGUUAUCUGUACAUAGUCAAGUAUGAAUUUCCGUUGGUCAUUCAGGCCUUCCUUAAGGUGGAUAAGCCAGCAGGUGAAUGGUACAUGAACGGCAACUACCUUGUGAUCAUUGUAUCCAUCGCCGUGAUCUUGCCGCUGGCACUCAUGAAGCAGCUGGGAUAUUUGGGAUACACCAGUGGCUUCUCCUUGAGCUGCAUGGUGUUUUUCCUCAUCGCGGUCAUCUACAAGAAGUUCAAUGUCCCUUGUCCGUUCGUGGACUUUACCAUCAACGGCACUGCUGGCGGCCUCCUGAACAUCACGGAUCCCGGUGGGGCGGAGGACCUCUCCUGCGUUCCCAAAAUGGCCAACCUUAACUCCCAAACUGCCUACACCAUCCCCAUCCUGGCGUUUGCCUUUGUGUGCCACCCUGAGGUGCUGCCUAUCUACACAGAGCUACUCCCCACCAAGAAAAAGAUGCAGCAUGUGGCCAACAUGUCCAUCGCAGUCAUGUACGUCAUGUAUUUCCUGGCUGCUCUCUUUGGAUACUUGACCUUCUAUGAUGAAGUGGAGGCUGAGCUGCUUCACACCUACAGUCGCAUUGACCCGUAUGACACGCUGAUUUUGUGUGUGCGUGUCGCUGUGCUCACUGCUGUCACACUCACUGUGCCCAUCGUGCUUUUUCCUGUACGAAGGGCCAUCCAGCAGAUGAUGUUUCCAAACAAGACCUUCAACUGGCCACGCCACAUCGCCAUUGCAUUCACUCUGCUCGCGUUCAUCAAUCUGCUGGUCAUCUUUGCCCCCAACAUCUUGGGCAUCUUUGGGAUCAUAGGUGCCACAUCUGCCCCUUGUCUUAUUUUCAUCUUCCCUGCUGUCUUCUACAUUCGUAUUGUACCCAAGGAAGAGGAGCCACUGCGCUCAACCCCCAAAAUCUUGGCGGCUUGCUUUGCUGGGCUUGGCUUCCUGUUCAUGAUAAUGAGUCUCAGCUUUAUCAUUAUUGACUGGACUUCAGGCAGCAGCAAAGCCAGCAGUGGCCAUUAAACCGGAUUCCACAACCUUUUCCAGGAAUUUAACUUUCUGGUUAAUUUUGUUUUAUGUGUUGUUAUUCUUCAUGGUUUUACUUUGGCUCUUCCAUCGAAAAUAUUGGGGGAAUGACAAGUUUUGGAGGACGCCAUCUCUCUGCACAAAACAAACUUUGUACUGUACAUCCUGCCACACAACACUACCAGACAGACAAAAGUCAAUUGGGGGGGGGGGGGAAUCUAAGAGGAAAAAGCAACAAUGUAGGAAACUGCUUUCUUUCCAUGUUCAUCUGUCACUGUGCUGACUGUGAGCCUGGUUUUCAGUGCUCCUGGGACUGCAAUACAUGCAUUCCUUUUAGCCCAAUUCAACAUGAAAAAUGUACUGAAUGGAAGAAAUGAUUCCACAAUAUGUCCGCAAACUUUACCUUCGGUCCAAGCCCUUGUGUAGCACAGACAGAGCACAUUUUCAACAACAUUCUUUCUUUUAUUUUAUGAUCUAAUCGGAUGUUCUUAAUUGAGUAAAAAAGAAGUUUGCUCUUAUUCCUUUAGAAUUUAGCUCCUGGCCGUCCUAAAAUGACUUCAGAUGAAUACUUAAGUAUACAAGAGGUGCCUUGAGAUAAGAGUUUAAUUCGUACUGUGACAAACUGCCAAAUUUUUAUACUGUUUUUUUAGUAAGAAAAAUCACACUCUAUAAUACUGUACUUUAUAAAAGCAUACAAUAAUGACACAAUUAAAUAGAAUGUAAAAAAUUAAACGGUUUUUGCCACAUUUUUACUUUGAUUCAAUGGACAUUGUACUGCUCCUUCUGGUGUGCUCGCCUUGCCCUCUUAUGGGCAAUAUGAUAUAGAUAUAGAGAUACACAUGAAGAAGAAUUUGACAAAUUACUCAGUAAGCUGCAUAUAAAGGAUAAACAAUAUAUGGCUAUAUUGUUGUUGUUUUGUUGCUGCACUGUUUGAGUUCAAAUAUCUGUUGUUUAAAGGGUUAUAACACCGCAACACUGAUGUCUCAUCUAUGGCGCUUUGCAAUGUUUGUUAGCAUUAAGCUAAACAGACAAAGCUGUGCUUGUUUUAAAUAACACAGGGUGUAAUUCUCUUUCUUCAAGUCUAAUUUGACAGUGCACUUCAACUGGGAGUGGCAUUAAACUGUUUGAAGCCUCUCUUUUAAAGAAUUGUUCACUAUCUGCCCAACAAGUGAAUUGAGUCGAGUUGAGUUCACUGCCACCAUACACACUCAUCUCAAAUUUAUGCUCGCAAGUCCAAGCAUAAAAUCGUCCGAAUGACAACUUUUAUCUCACAAAAAGUCGGGCCACUCUUAUCUCAAGGCACCACUGUAAUGUGUUUUCUGUUCCUGUUUUUAAUGAUUGCCGAUACUGAAGACCUCAAGAAAAUUACCUCCUAGUGUUCCUCCUCCUUGAUGAUUUAAAAAAAAAAAAAAAAAAAGUAUGUGCGUUAUUUCUGAGAUAAAUUAGACAACAGGGUCCAUUCAAACAGCGGCUGGCGACAGUUGUUUGUCUUCACUCAUGUCGAUAGCCAGCAAUGGAAUCAAAGACAUACACACGAUACUGUUUGCAAUGUCGCUGUUUAGCAUUAGCACUUUCUUUGACUAAAAGCACAACAUCUUGUAGCCGUUCUUACUGACUAUAUGUGUGAAACGUGUUCAAUGUGUCUGGGCGUGUCCCUUUUGUAUAACACAAUAUAUGCUGUAUUAAUCAAUCCAAUGUAAGUUCUACAAAAGUAGCAAUGUGUCAAUGGGUGUUAUAUCAAAUAUUACUUGAAUUAACAUGAACUUUCCUAACAUUCCUCUCCUGGUCUAUUGAGUAGAGCAAAGGCGACCAAGUUAGUUGGAUGUAUCGUCACAAGUUUGUCAUAUUUAUAAAAGAAAACAUCACAACUAUGGUGACUUUAUGCAGUGUUGUUGUUUAAUGUGAACAUGUAUUCACAAGUCAGAAGUACAACUCAAGUGUUUGAAUCUGAUCUCGUGCAAAUGUGUUUUAUGAUGUCACUAGUGUGGUAACAGUUGGUUCAUGCUGCACAAAAUCAUUAGUGAUCUUGUCAACCUUUCUGUAUUUAUUAUUAUUAUUUUUUUUUAUAUCGUCAAACCGGUCAGUGCUGUGUGUGUUGUUCUUUCAAUUUGUUCCACAGAAAACAUUUUCCGUCCCUCUUUUGUUAUUUACUUUGUGUCUGCUGAUGAGGUUUUUCUAUUCAUAAGCAGAGGGAUUCAUUUUGGUAUCCAUAAUCAUUAAAAUGGGUCUCCAAAAUAUUUGGAUUCACAAUGCACAAUGGAAAAUUCGACAAAAAUAUGUAAUAUUAAUAACAGUGUGAUACUCUGUUGGUGGCUGAUGUGAGUUGACCUCUUUGAACUCUUGUCAGCUAUCAGUGACCCUCUUUGUGAUGUCCAUCCAUCCAUCCAUCCAUCCAUUUUCUGAGCCGCUUAUCCUCACAAGGGUCGCAGGAGUGCUAUCUUUGGGUAGGAGGUGGGGUACACCCUGUGAACCGGUUGCCAGCCAAUCGCAGGGCACAUAGAAACAAACAACCAUUCACACUCGCAUUCACACCUGUGGGCAAUUUAGAGUCCUCAAUUAACCUACCAUGCAUGUUUUUGGGAUGUGGGUAGAAACCGGAGUGCCCGGAGAAAACCCACUCAGGCACGGGGAGAACAUGCAAACUCCACACAGGCGGGGAUUGAACCCAGGUCCUCAGAACUGUUAGGCAGACGCUCUAACCGAUCGAACGCCGUGCCGCCUUCUUUGUGAUGUAUCGAUUAAAAAGUAACAUUAAAUGUUGACGUUGGCCAGCAUUUAUAAAUAAAUGUAAAUACAUGUACACCCUUUAUAUUCAUAUGCAUAUCUAAUUUGUAUAAUGUAAAUAGCAGUAAUAGUUUUAGUCAAAUAAAAAAAUAUAUAAUAAUUUUCAAAGUGCUUUUAAACCUUUUGUCCUUCAAUUGGUGUCUAUUUUCUUGUCUCUAUUUUAAUAUGUCGCUGGCAGUAUUAUACUGUAAACGAUGUUGCAAUAAAGAUAAUGAAGCCCCAAUUA